GUCCAGUGCUCACGGACAGAAUUGGAGAGGACUUUUUCACUACAGGUGGAGUCUCAUGUAUCUUCACUAAGGUGCUAAAUUGCCCAGGCUGUACUCCAGCUUACGACACUUCUGCCCUGGACUCCCAGAAGACUGAGAUUACAGAUCCCUGGUUCUUGGCAUGCAGUCAGACUAACGUGUCCUGCAAGGUGGUCCAGGUGAAGCUGGGGGAGGUAGGCAAGUGGCCCUGGCAGGUGAGCAUCCUCUUCCUGGGUAUGCACAUCUGCAGUGGCUCGCUCAUCCACCGACAGUGGGUCCUCACAGCUGCGCACUGCCUGCUGAGAUCCAAGGACCCUACACAGUACUCUGUGAAGGUGGGAGUCCAGCACCUCCCAGACGACAGCACACAGCUACUGGUCACUCACAUCAUGAUUCAUGAAAAUUUCACCGACCUCGUGUCCCAGGACAUUGCCCUCCUGAAGCUCAAGGACCCCAUCUCCUGGUCCCCCCUGGUGCAGCCCAUCCUCCUCCCCAGUACUCGUUCCAAGCCAACCGUGGGGUCCACGUGCUGGGUGAUUGGGUGGAGAAAGCCAGGGACUAAAGGGGCCUCAAGGAACCACUACCGUCUUCAGGAGGUGGCCACCAGGAUCAUAGACAGUCGCAUCUGCAGUCAGCAGUACAAGUUCCUCCUCUCGAAGGGCCAGAAGAAGUUCAUCGGGGAUGACAUGCUAUGUGCCAGCUCAAACGUGGGCUUGGACAUGUGCCAGGACAUCUCGGGCAGCUCCCUGGUCUGCCCGGUGAACAAGACCUGGAUUCUCAUGGGUGUGGUGAGCGGCAGCUCUGGCUGUGGCGGGCGGCACCACCUCCCGAGCAUCUACACCAGCACCUCCCACUUCAGCCCCUGGAUCCAGAAGCAGGUCACACACCUGAAGUUCAGCAGCAGGGCCUGCCCCACCUUCCUCAGCCAGCUGCUGCUUGCCGGCCACAUCCUGCUGUUCUCCUUGGCCCCCCUGUGGCUGCUGUGAGCUGUGUCUCAGGACAGGCCCCCCGGAGAAGUGGAGACCACUGGCUGAAGAUAUGGGGUGCAGAGACUUGGGGGAAGCCCUGGCCCCACUGUUUCUCCUCAGUUCUUCAAUGAAGAUGCUCUGACUUUGACCACUGAUGUCGUCUGUCCUUGACUCUGGCCAGAGCCCAUCAGACCCCUCCUCGGAGCCACCCUCCCGAUAGUCCGUGUGUGUGUGUGCUUGUGGUAUGGUCUUUGUAGCCUGUUCCCGCUCUCUGGGUGGCAGUUUCCUCUUCUAUCAAUAGGCUGCCAGUUCCUGCUAAGUCUCUCUGGUCCUCUAGCUGUCCUGGUUCCCAGGGCCUCCGCUGGGCUCCCUGAACAUUUCCCCCACGCCGCCUUGUGAAACCCACAAAGGCUGGAUCACAACCCUGUGCUGUGGACUAUUCUGGAGCUAGUGGGCCUCUCCUGAUCCUCCUACCCUCCUGUGGGUCCCCUGGUUCCAGCGGACGGUGCCAUGGGGCAGGGCAGAGUGCCUGCCUGGGUGCAUGUGUGAUGAAAGUGCCCUGAGCUGCUCAGCAGCCUCUGUGGCUCCAUCAUACUCCAGAGAGCAGACAGACGAGGCCCAAACUGGCCAGC
Molecule: messenger RNA, 1618 nt
Organism: Fukomys damarensis (Damara mole-rat)
Lineage: Eukaryota; Metazoa; Chordata; Mammalia; Rodentia; Bathyergidae
Gene: Prss46p
Product: serine protease 46, pseudogene
Exons: 6
Coding region: 255-1004 (249 amino acids)
Biological process (GO): proteolysis
Molecular function (GO): serine-type endopeptidase activity
Source: RefSeq, a predicted model, not a curated record